AUGCAGAAGCCUGUAAAAGCAAAAUCCCAAAGUGACGUAAUGCAAGAUGACUUGAAAUCUAAACCAGCACCCAGAAAGAAAACCUCUCAAAGUGUCUUGAAAGAGUUCCAAAGAGAAGUUAAGAAACGCGGGGGACCGGACGUGAUAGAAGACGGAUGGACAGUGCGGUCGCAGGAGGUUACCGCGGAGGACGGGUCAAUCACCGAGACAUUCUCGUACAUAUCUCCGACUCAGCAGGAAUUUCCCACGAAAAAGGAAGUAAUGAAGUACCUGGAGCUUCCACCGUUGAAGCCUAAACAAGCCAACGAUACGGCGCCUGUGAACGAUCCCCCACCAGCUCCUGAGGCGCUGGACACGAGUCAAUCGGGCCCGAAAUCAGCUCCGAGGAAGAGGACCUCUCAAAGUGUGCUAAGGGAGUUCCAAAGGGAAGUCAAGAAACGCGGGGGACCGGACGUGAUAGAAGACGGAUGGACAGUGCGGUCGCAGGAGGUUACCGCGGAGGACGGGUCAAUCACCGAGACAUUCUCGUACAUAUCUCCGACUCAGCAGGAAUUUCCCACGAAAAAGGAAGUAAUGAAGUACCUGGAGCUUCCACCGUUGAAGCCUAAACAAGCCAACGAUACGGCGCCUGUGAACGAUCCCCCACCAGCUCCUGAGGCGCUGGACACGAGUCAAUCGGGCCCGAAAUCAGCUCCGAGGAAGAGGACCUCUCAAAGUGUGCUAAGGGAGUUCCAAAGGGAAGUCAAGAAACGCGGGGGACCGGACGUGAUAGAAGACGGAUGGACAGUGCGGUCGCAGGAGGUUACCGCGGAGGACGGGUCAAUCACCGAGACAUUCUCGUACAUAUCUCCGACUCAGCAGGAAUUCACGAAGAGAAGGGACGCCAUUGAGUCGGUUUCGGAAGGUAACGAGAGCAAAAAGUCAAGAAUUGAGCUCUUCCGAGAGGCGGAGCUGUUCCAAAGCAAGAUCCCAGUGCCAUUCAUUACCAAGUCUGGAAAUUUGACAGUGCAGGCAUUGGGAACCAUUAUUGACGACAAAAUUUCCCCAUUAUUUCAUGACAGCAAUAUCUUGUAUCCCACGGGAUUCCAAUCGGAAUAUUUGGAUGAGGAGCUUGAUUUGCACUUCCAAAAUUGUGAAGAGAAGCUGCAUGUCAAUAAGUGGGACACGAAGAGUUUGGGACUUCGAUUUGGUUUGGCUUUAAAGGAAGUGAGAAGGAUAUUGGAGGGCCUCCCGGAUGUUCUUGAAUGCUCCAAAUACAAAUUUACAGGAGAAGAACCGCCGAAGAAGAAGCCUUCUUCCACUGAGUCUCCAGCGAAGGCAACGAACUCGGCCAAGAAAUCGAAAGGAAAGAAGCAGGAGAAAUUUGAGCUUCCUACAACUGACCCAGCUUUGAAGAAGCUGAUGACUUCGGGAUACAGCCUCUUUGCAAAAAAACGCCGAGCAGCCGUCAAGUCCGAGCAUCCAGAUUCAGCAGAGAAACCGACACUUCUACGCAAAAUUCUGAAGCAGAAAUAUGCAGAAUUGCCUCAAUCUGAACGACAGAAAUACGAGAAACAAGCAUUUAGGAUCAACAAGAAGAAGCUUGGUUCCAAGGCUGUGAUGAAGAAGGUUGAGGAGGCACAGAAAGCUCAAAGUGCUGCCAACGAUAAAGAGCAAGCGAAUGAAAAUGAUCUGAGCGAAUGGCGUACUGACAACCAGCACGUUGGAAAACCCUUCCGAAGAUUCAUUUAUGACAGAAAGAGUCGGAUCGUUGAUGCAGCAGAUGGAGUAGUGAUAGGAUGGCUGCCUGCGGAAGAAUCAGAUUACACCUCUGAAGUUACCGGGGAACCUUCUUCGAUCUGGCGAUUGAGGUAUGAUGACGAUGCUAUGGGAAGUGAAGAUCUGGAAGAGCCUGACGUGAUCGAAGCCAUCAAGCUGUAUGACGAGGAAGUGCCAGAAACAGUUCGCGAGAAAUACGAUAAACGAAAGCAGAAGGUGGAGAUGAAGAAAGAGAAGAAAGAGAAGCGUAAGAUACAGCUUCAGGGGAAGAUGGCAUUCAAACUCGAGAAGGAGAAAAUGAAAUCUCUUCGCCAGAAGGUCAAGGAUGAACAGAAGCAAAAGAAAGAAAUUCUUUCCAUGAAACAUGAUGAAUCAAAGAAGCUAGAUGAAUCGCUACAUCUCAUCAGCAUCGGGCCAGAUAAGGGCCAGGUUGCGAGCUCAGUGAAGAAGCCAGCAGGUUCUGCUGAUAUUUUACCGAUCGCGGGAUGGGAGGAAGACUUCUUUUGCAUCUACCAAUUCAUUCACGACCUCGCUGCUCCUCUCGGAGCUUCAAAGAUGUCGUACGAUGACCUUCUGUCCUGCAUUGUGGAGUCUGGAGGAGCUGAAGACAGGAGAGCUCGAGACAACGUCGAGAGGUUCUACGAACUUGCAAGAUGGUUGUCAGGUCUUGCGGCAAGGUGUCAAUGGAUUCGUGACGACGACGAAGUGCUUGAGGAUGCGGUGGAGUCUGAUGUUGUUGACAUCCAGUUGGCCCAUGGUCCCCUGUUAAGCUCCGAACUGGCUGAAUGUGAGGUCAAGUACAACGUCUGGCAACUCUUGAACGAAGCAUGUUGGCCCGAAAUGGUCCGCCUAUUGAUCAAGCGCCACAGUUUCUUCGACAUGUACGAGAAACUGUACAAAGCGUUGGGAACAACAGAGCCAAAGGAUCUUUCGGUUGAGCUGAAGAUUCAAAUGAUUCAGUUUCUCACCGACGAGGCUUGUUCGAGCGAUAAAGUUCGCCAAAUCAUGAACCAACAGCUGCGACAGAUUGAAAAGAUAGUAGAGAAGAAGAGAGCUGAAGAUGCGGCUCUAAAGCAGAAGAAGGCUGAUCGUAAAGAUUCAGACAAAAAGGAGGAAGGGGAUGCGACAGAAACCAGUCAGCAGAUUCUUGACCUGAUGUGCCAAGUCAGCGCCAAGGACGGUCAUCCUUUUGAGAUUCGUUGCAAACAAAACUACAUCAAGGCCACUUUGAAGAAGAGCGAAGGCGACAUCAAGCUUGUCAGCGAGGGACAGGAGUUCUCUUGUCCGUUCGAGUGGGUCCGCGAGUUUACGGGACUCCAGAGGUCCUCAGUGAAGAAGUUCAUCAUGUACUCGGGCAAGAGCCUCAAGUGGCAUGAGGAUGACUUCUCUGGUGUCAAGUCUGAGGCUGCUGACAAGAAGGACAAGAACGAUCUGCCUGAACCUGCAGCAUCUGAGUCGCCCAACGCAAAGGUUGGCGGGAGCGACAAGCUUGACAUCGAUGCUAACAGAAGGAAACGAGAAUUCCGUGCGGCCCUCGGGAAGGCAGAGCGGAUUCUCCGGAGCAAACCUGUGGGAUACGAUCGCUGGUGGCGAAGCUACUGGGUGUUUGACAGCAACAAGCACUCGUUGUGGGUGAGAGAACAGAGUAGCGAGUCAGUCAGCACGGCGUCAGUUGUUGGGCAGCAGAGGGGAAGGUUCGAAGGGGUUGGGUGUAGGCCUGUGUGGUCUUUGUACCGCACGUCCGACGGGUCCCUCCAGGCUCUUUUCCGGGUCCUCGUGCUGGGUCCGCAGGGCACAAGAGAAUCGCAUCUGAUUGAAAACCUUCGCAAGAAUGGCUUCGACUGGGUCGUGAGCUACUACGAGAAGGCGAUCGAAGACGAGGCCCAAGUUGACUGGAAGAACUUGGAGGCUCAAUGUCCUGUGCCCAGCAUCGAGGACGAUUACAUGCAGAGGGAGAUAGAAUCGUAUGCUUGGAGCGAGUUGCCGGCGAUCGGUGACCUGCUGUGGGCCAAGUCUGACGCGAACUCUAGACUGUCCCAUCCUAUCCAGGUGGUGGAGCCAGUGGAUGAAGAACCGGACACGGAAUCGGAGGAUGAGAUGAGCGAGGAGGAUGCUGAUGUUGUGCGCGAGCUGAACGAGGGCGGCUGGCAGAGGACAGGGAGCGAGCACAUCAACCGAAGAGUGCUGGUUGACGUCGAUCCUGAGAACAGCUAUACUCGUCGAAGGAGCAAGUUGAUCGGGCGUGUGAUUGGUUGGCUGCCGGCUAGCACUGAUGGCGCAUCGAAGAAGACUAGGAAAGUCGCUCUUUGGCGCGUGAAGUUUGACGAUCAGAAACUUGGAUUCCAAGACUUUGAGCAGCGGGAAGUCGAAGCAAGCAUCAGGCGAUACGACAUGGAGACGUGCAAGAAGCCAAAGCGUGUCGAGUGUCUCUCGUCGAGCAGCAUGUUCGGUCAGAAGAUUGUGUGGGUUUAUGGGCGAUUGUUCGAUGAUGCGAAAACUGUGAAGUUCUUUCCUCUAGCCGAUGUCCUGCCCUUCCAACAGUUCAAGGAGCAGAAGAUACAGGAGAUCAAGAAGGCAGGCAGCAAGAUCAUGAAGGAGGUUGAGGCUUGCAAUGAUUGGAUAGAAGAAAACGUCUCGGACAUGGUCAAAGAUGAAGAUCUCCGGGACGUGAUGGUGGAGCUGGGCUGGAGAAGCAAAUCUGAGCAGGUCAUGACGGACCAGCUCAAGGCUUCCUGCAAGCAUUGCACCAAGUAUCCGCGCAUCCUCAAUGUUAUUCAAGACAAUCGGGAUGUAGGAACCUGUGGCGCUGUCUCCUUCGCUGAAAUCUCUUCCUUGCAGUUCCUUCCGCUCGUCUGUGAGAUGCAGGAGCUGAGCUCGCAGCUCCUGGCACUCAUCCAGAAGAUCCUCCUCACAGGAGGAAGCGACGACAACAUUAAGAGAAAGUUCAGCUCCGUCUCCUCUCGUGUCAAGGAGUUUACCUCGGCUCAGGAUCUCGUUAGCUGCCUGCUGGACCUCGAACGCUUCCUGAGCGAGCUCGCCAACUCCAAGGGCGGCAACGCAUUCAACGAGCUCACGUUAGACCUGGACGAGUGGAAGACCGAAGGGCACGACUGGAUCGAUCGAUUUCUCUACAGGACCGCCGAGGGUGCCCUCGGCGUCUCCAAGUACGUCAAGGCGCAAGUGGUCGGCUGGCUUCCUGCGGAAGAGUCAGAGUAUUUCAACUCGGAGAAGGAGCCGUCGGCGCUAUGGCACAUUGUGUGGGAGGAUGGGACCGAGGAGGACCUUGAGGCGUACGAGGUGGAGGAAGGCUUCGCGCUGCUGGCAGACAUGGAGAUGGAGGAGGGGAGCAGGGGUGGCAUGUGGGCCUCUCAGCUGGACCGAACGAGGUGGAUGAAGCUGCUUGAAGGAAGCCAAACGGUCGGCGCCAUCGCGUUGGCCAUGUACAUGUUCGGCGAUCGAGCGCUGGCACUGGUGGAAGAUCUGUGCAAGGCGACGCGCCACCAGCAGGAGGAGUGGGACGACUACUGCCUUAUCUGCUUCGAGGGCGGCAACCUCAUCUGCUGCGACUCUUGCCCUAGGACUGUCCAUGCGGCAUGCCUGGGGCUCAGCAAGAUCCCCAAGGGCGACUUCUACUGCUUCGACUGCGAGCGAGAGCGAGCCAAGGAAGCCAAGAGCCGGGCGAAGAAGAAAAGCGUGAAGGGAACGAAAGGAAAAGGUGACGGGAAAGAGAAAGGCAAGAAUACCAAGCUGAGGUACGACGAGGAGCUGCAGAAGCUUCGCAAGAGUCUCAUGCGCUAUGGGGCGAUCAACGGGGCCGUGGCAGAAGUCCAGCCGGACGAGAAGAGCUUGAAGAGAGAGGAGAAGUGGUACGUGCUGGUGACUGACGGGCAUGUCCUCAAGAGCGGGGAGGGCCCCAAGUUGACGGCCGUCAAGUUCUUCAGCCCGUGGCGGAGCAAGGAAGGGAAGGGGAUGCGGCUCGAGGACAAGGAGGAGCCGCUGGACAUCUGCUCCGUGCUCGGCAUUGGAAGCAUGGAAGAGAUGCUGGUAGGAGACGAGCGGAAGGGAUACCAGCCCAGAGAUUUGUAG
Guillardia theta CCMP2712 is the source of this 5844-nucleotide messenger RNA. RefSeq lists its product as hypothetical. The record is from RefSeq and is a predicted model, not a curated record. Bases 1 to 5844 code for a protein of 1947 amino acids. Lineage: Eukaryota; Cryptophyceae; Pyrenomonadales; Geminigeraceae. The transcript has 12 exons.